UCGAGCACCAUGGGUGUGAUAGGCGUACAGUUGGUGGUUACCAUGGUAAUGGCUAGUGUCAUACAGAAGAUCAUACCUCACUAUUCUCUUGCUCGUUGGCUUCUCUGUAGUGGCAGUUUACGGUGGUAUCAGCAUCCUACUGAAGAAGAACUACGGAUUCUUGCAGGGAAACAAAGAGGGAAGAGCAAAAAAGAUAGAAAAUACAAUGGUCAUAUUGAAAACAAACCCCUGACCAUUCCAAAAGACAUCGAUCUUCACCUGGAAACAAAAUCUGUGACUGAAAGGGACACUAUCGCAUUGCAUUAUUUUCCGGAAUAUCAGUGGUUGGUGGAUUUCACUGUUGCAGCUACAGUUGUGUAUGUGGUGACAGAAGCCUAUUACAGUAUUGUGAAGCCCUCACAAGAAAUGAAUAUCAGCGUAGUGUGGUGUCUGCUUGUCUUGGCUUUUGCAGUUAAGGUACUGUUUUCAUUGACUACGCAUUAUUUCAAAGUAGAGGAUGGAGGUGAAAGAUCAGUUUGUGUCACCUUUGGUUUUUUCUUCUUCGUGAAAGCAAUGGCAAUUCUCAUUGUGACAGAAAACUACCUAGAGUUUGGACUAGAAUCAGGGUUCUCGAAUUUCUCAGAAAGUGCUAUGCAGUUUCUUGAAAAGCAGGGUUUAGAUUCCCAGGGUCCUGUGUCUAAACUAACCUUCAAAUUGUUCCUGGCUGUUCUGUGUUCACUUAUUGGUGCUUUUUUGACAUUCCCUGGCUUGCGACUGGCUCAAAUGCAUCUGGAUGCUCUGAAUUUAGCAACAGAAAAAAUAACACAAACAUUGCUACAUAUAAACUUCUUGGCACCUUUAUUUAUGGUUCUGCUGUGGGUAAAACCAAUCACUAAGGACUACAUUAUGAACCCACCUUUGGGCAAAGAGAGCAUCCCUUUAAUGUCAGAAGAUACAUUUGACACUGUGAGGUUGUGGAUUAUCAUCCUGUUGUGUGCUCUACGGUUGGCUAUGAUGCGUCAUCAUUUACAGGCCUAUCUGAAUUUAGCCCAGAAAAGUGUGGACCAGAUGAAAAAGGAAGCUGGCAGAAUAAGUAUGGUUGAUUUACAGAAAAUGGUGGCUCGGGUAUUCUAUUAUCUUUGUGUAAUUGCACUGCAGUAUGUUGCACCAUUGGUAAUGCUCCUUCACACAACUCUGCUCUUGAAAACACUAGGUAAUUAUUCUUGGGGCAUCUAUCCGGAAUUGAAUUCUGACACUCCAGUAGAAAACAGUCUGCUUCCCAGUUCAGUUUAUUCUGAGUCUCCACCUGCUGAUGGAAAGAUGAAAGUAACUGUAGUACAAAUAACAAUGGCUUUGGGAAGCCUAAAGAAUAUUUUCACUCCUCUCCUGUUCCGAGGACUCCUGUCUUUCCUCACCUGGUGGAUUGCUGCUUGCCUUUUUUCUACAAGCCUUUUUGGGCUUUUCUAUCACCAGUACCUGACUGUGGCGUGAACAGGUCAACUGACAAAGCAAGUGUGAGGUCAAAUACUAGAUACAAACCCAGGUACCCAAGAGGAGAUGAAGAGAAAACAAGAAAACUAUAUAUGAAGAGAAAACAUAUCAGAAUUUUUUUAAAUACUUCCUCUGUGUUCUCAGGGUGAAUAUUCUUAAAAUGUUUAAAAUCGCAACUGGGUUUGUUAUUUUUGUUACCCAAAUGGUAGGUAACUAAUGGAAUUAUAGUAUCGGGACUCACUGAUGUUACUGUGUGGCAGGUGGUGGUGAGUGUGCUGAAAAGAUAACGACCUCUGAGUAUCUUGGUUUCCAUAAACAGCAAGCCAACCUCAAAACUUUGUGUUUUAAGCAUCAACAGUCAGUGACUGAACUGUGUUAGAAGGAUACUGGUUAUAGUGAUGGUGGCUGCCUAUCAAUUAAAUCUUGAAACUGAGCCAUACAGUGGAAGGAGAGAGGGGAUUUAAAA
Gavia stellata (red-throated loon) is the source of this 1936-nucleotide messenger RNA. RefSeq names its product transmembrane protein 161B (gene TMEM161B). Lineage: Eukaryota; Metazoa; Chordata; Aves; Gaviiformes; Gaviidae. The transcript is spliced from 12 exons. Bases 10 to 1470 code for a protein of 486 amino acids. The record is from RefSeq and is a predicted model, not a curated record.